AUGAAAUGGGAGGCUCAGGUUGAACAAGAUCUUGAUAUGAUGCUCAAGAAAGCUAAGGCCGUUAAUGAAAGAUGUUACAUUGAAUUCCAUGAUGUAAAUCAAAAUAUUUCAGAUGAACAAACUAUGGAUGGUAUUGCACUAUUACAUACUAUUCAUAAUAGUUCACGUGAUUUUGUAAGGGCUUCAUCUGUUUCUGGUGAUGACGAUACGUCUCUGAGGUUUUUGAGUUGGGUACACUGGGGCAUGGAAAAGAUAAAUGUUCUGAGCAUAUUAUGGACAAUUUAA
Vicia faba (fava bean) is the source of this 285-nucleotide messenger RNA. The record is from the annotation of a GenBank genome assembly. NCBI's taxonomy places the organism in Eukaryota, Viridiplantae, Streptophyta, Magnoliopsida, Fabales, Fabaceae.